Molecule: messenger RNA, 1605 nt
Organism: Metarhizium acridum CQMa 102
Lineage: Eukaryota; Fungi; Ascomycota; Sordariomycetes; Hypocreales; Clavicipitaceae
Source: RefSeq, a predicted model, not a curated record
AUGUUAGCAGCACGACCGUUAUCCCUUUACGCUUCAGCCAUAUGCCUAUGGCUGGCUUCACCGAUACUUGCAAUCUCUCUCUCGAAAUGUUCCUCCCAGGAUAUUAGCCUCCCUGACCUGCCAGGAGUGACCAAGUUGUCGGUGACGGCCGAGCGCCUCGAGAACUUCCACAUCGUUGCAGAAGAUGCGAAUCCGGAAAGACAAUACGACGUCUCCCUCAACUUCUGCAACGUUACAAUCAACUACGCCCACCAAGGUUGGAGGGACAACGUUCAGGUUACCGUGUGGCUCCCACUGAAAGGAUGGAACGGCCGACUCAGUGGCAUUGGCGGUGCUGGACUGUCUUCACUUUGGACAGAUAACCGCUUUGCGCCCGCUGUGUCACGCGGAUAUGCGGCUGUUGGAACUGACGCUGGCCACGCCCGUAAUCCGAUAGACGCAACCAGUUGGGCCCUUGAUGCGGCGGGAAAUGUCAACUUCUUCCUCGUGCAGAACUUCUUUGCCCUCUCCCAGAACGAGGCAGCCAUUAUUGCUAAGAAAGUCAUCGCAGACCUCUACGGCCAGGGGCCACGGUACUCGUACUGGGACGGUUGCUCGACGGGUGGCCGCCAGGGCCUUAUGCUGGCUCAGCGAUAUCCCGCCGCUUACGAUGGCAUUCUGGCCGGAGCGCCAGCCAUCAACUGGGCGACAUUUGUUCCAGGCAUGUAUUACCCCAAGUUUGUCAUGGACCAAGAGGGCCACCAGUUGUCGCAGUGCGCGUUUGACGCCAUUCGUAAUGCCACCGUCAAGGCGUGUGACGGCCUAGAUGGUGUUGAAGAUGGCAUCAUAUCGGCCUUGGACCAGUGCGAUUUUGACCCGCGCUCGCUUGUGGGUAAAAAGUUUGAUUGUAACGGGGAGGCAAUCAAGAUUGCUGCCAAAGAUGCUGCCAUCGUACAGAAAUUCUGGGACGGUCCUAAACAGAGAGAUGGGUCCUUUAUGUGGUACGGGAUGAGCAAAGGCGUCGAGCUGAAAGGACUCGGAGGUGCCCCCUGCACACUUGCGGAGUGUGCGGGUGUCCCUUUCCAGAUCGCCUCUGACUGGAUCAAGCUGUUUGUCUUGCAGGACCCCAAUCUCGACCUUUCUACCCUUUCGCCCGAGGGAUACGAAGCAGCUGUGAACUUGUCUGUCAACGCAUAUCGAUCCGUUGCCAGCAACGACAAUCCGGAUUUGACCGAGUUCCGCCAAGCAGGCGGCAAGUUGCUGCACUGGCACGGCACGGAUGACCAGCAAAUCUACGCAAAAGGAUCAGAAAACUAUUACAACAAGGUCGAGGCUCGCCAUGCUUCUGUGCGGGACUUCUAUCGCUUCUUUUUCGCCCCUGGUGUAGCACAUUGCGGCUACGGCCACGGACUCCUUCCCGAGGAUCCAUUCUCAGCCUUGAUCGACUGGGUUGAGGAUGGCAAGGCUCCUGAUACCCUUUCAGCAGCCACAGCCGAUGGCAGCUAUCGUCGCAAUUUGUGUCCCUACCCCCAGGUACCUGCGUAUAGGGGCGGGGAUCCGGCCAAGGCUUCUUCCUUUCACUGCCAGGACUCUUACGAGAACCCGGAUUUGAAGGAUGAGCUGUAA